UGAGAUGCCGGAUUUGGAGCCGACUUAUUUGUGCUGGAUGGGUGCAUCUUUGAGCGGAGAUGCCAACCUGCCUCACCCUCCCCCACCUCUGUCCGUUCCGAGAUUCAUAACAGAGCGUACCUGGCUGCUGUCGGGACCUAGAAGCAUGAAUGCGCCAUGGCGAAGGGUGUUCCAUGCCUUGGCGCCACUGCGGCAUGAAAAUCCCUUAGGGCUACCCAAGACUGGGACGAUCCCGCGCAUGCAGCGCGGCCUGCCCGAAAGGAGGAGGAUAAAAGACGUGGCGAGAGUUGUCGCCGUGUCUUCGGCCAAGGGCGGCGUGGGAAAGAGCACAGUCGCCGCGAAUCUUGCGCUGGCCUUCGCGAGGUUGGGGCACAGGUCCGGGAUCCUAGACACCGACAUAUUUGGGCCUUCGAUCCCAACGCUGUUCAACCUCUCUGAAGAACCAAGACUUUCGCAGAACAACCAGUUGCUGCCGCUUUCCAAUUAUGGCGUCAAGACCAUGUCGAUGGGCUACCUUGUCGGCGAGGAAGCCCCCGUCGUGUGGCGCGGCAUGAUGGUGAUGAAAGCCCUGCAACAGCUGCUGCACGAGGUCGACUGGGGAGGUCUGGACGUCCUGGUGCUCGACCUGCCGCCCGGUACCGGCGAUACCCAGCUGAGCAUCACCCAGCAGAUAUUUCUGGAUGGGUCUAUCAUAGUCACCACACCACACACCCUUGCGGUCAAAGACGCCGUCAAGGGCAUCAACAUGUUCAAAAAGGUCAACGUGCCGAUCCUGGGGCUGGUGCAGAACAUGUCGGUUUUCCGCUGUCCCCACUGCCAUGGCGACACGGCCGUCUUCGGGUCCGGCGACGCGGUCCAGGAGGUAUGCAGUCAGCAUCAAAUCGAUUUUCUAGGCGAUCUGCCCCUCCAUCCAAACAUUGGCGACGAUGCCCAUAGGGGGUGUCCCACGGUGGUGGCUGAGCCUGACAGCGAGAGGGCUGCCGUCUUCACUGAGAUUGCCAGAGCCAUUACGUCAAAGACUGGCCUUUGAGAACUAGCCGCUUCGCAGUCGAGCAACCAUAGGUCUCUUUACAGAUCCGUUUAUUCUAAGGGCAUCAAAACUAUCGCUUUAUAUGGGAUAUAGGCCAUGGGGCUGCUGCAAUAGGUGAUCUAGGACGCGUUGGGUGGAAUCAAUUAAACAACAUGUGUAUGGCAAGGCAAGCCCUUCGUCUCAGAGACCCAGACAAGGCCCCGUCUCUCGCCAGCAUUUUGUGAGAUAAAUUCACUCUAUCAGGU
Gaeumannomyces tritici R3-111a-1 is the source of this 1275-nucleotide messenger RNA. RefSeq names its product nucleotide-binding protein 1. The record is from RefSeq and is a predicted model, not a curated record. Gene Ontology annotation, biological process: mitochondrial respiratory chain complex I assembly; iron-sulfur cluster assembly. The transcript has 5 exons. Bases 5 to 1030 code for a protein of 341 amino acids. Gene Ontology annotation, molecular function: 4 iron, 4 sulfur cluster binding; ATP binding; ATP-dependent FeS chaperone activity. Lineage: Eukaryota; Fungi; Ascomycota; Sordariomycetes; Magnaporthales; Magnaporthaceae. Gene Ontology annotation, cellular component: mitochondrion.